ACGCAAAAGCACUGCAGCCUCCACAGAUGAUAAUAACAAGACAAGCAGGAGCUGUCAGUUUCGCAUCAAACAAUAAAUCAGGGCGUAACGUUUCUAUUCUAUUUUAAUGACUAAAAUAGUGUAGUUUAGUAUUGUACAAGUCGUUAAAAUGAAUACACUCGAUAAACAAUUAGCGGAUCUACGAAUAUACGCGAACGAAUUGGAAGCAAAACUCCAAGAUGAUAUUAACGCGGCUAUGAAAAAACCUUCAAUUCCACCCAAAAAAAAUAAGCCUCCUCUGCCUCAAAUACCUCAAAGUUGUAUGGUGAAGUCUGCCUGCGAACCGUCCUAUUCAUCUAGACUAGAAUAUGGUAGUCGCACUAGUUCUACAUACUCAAACUUAGUCCCUGUAAAGAGUUGCAUCGUGCGGAAUACAGCUAGAGUGCGCAGCGGUGAUGUUUUGCUGUACAGCAAUGUACUGCCUCCCGGGGGCACCAACCAUGUCUACUCCAAUGUUAUGAUGCAGCGCAAUGCUUACGGCGGUGACAGUAUUUACGGUGAUCGGGAUACGAGAUCAGAGGUGUCUAGAAUUAGCGAUUUAGGUGCACAGUCUAAUUACAGUGAGUUGCGGCGACCCGGCUCCGCAUAUCCCCCAUCUUCCGCGUCUGUUAAUGCUCAGGACUUUUCUACUUAUGGUGGAUCUCAGACGUCAUCUACUUACGAGUCCCUGUACGAGCCCAUUAAUCCUAGACCAUGCAGUCAGUUGUCUGGCACGUCCCUGUACGGCGGCUAUGUAGGCACCACAGUGGAGCCCACUCCGGAACCUGAUGAUGCACUGUAUUGUGGUAACUGCUACAAAUGUGGUGAGAAGAUCAUGGGUGAGACAACUGGCUGCACUGCCAUGGAGAGGAUCUAUCAUAUUAAAUGUUUCUGCUGUCAGCAAUGUGGAAUUAACUUACAAGGUCGCCCCUUCUAUGCAGUGCAAGGGCGAGCACUAUGUGAAAGGGACUACUUGGAUACUUUAGAGAAAUGUUGUGUAUGUGGCGAUCCUAUCCUGGACCGCAUCCUGCGGGCGACAGGCAAACCCUACCACCCCCGUUGCUUCACCUGUGUGGUCUGUCAGAAGAGUCUUGAUGGAAUACCAUUUACAGUAGAUGCAGUUAACCGCAUACACUGUAUUGAAGACUUUCAUAAAAGAUAUGCGCCUCGCUGCGCGCGUUGCCGUGAGCCGAUCGUUCCAGAGAGCGGCGCAGAGGAAACGGUUCGCAUCGUAGCUCUAGAUAAGAGCUUCCAUGUCGCGUGCUAUGCCUGCGAGGACUGUGGGACCUCGUUGUGCUCCAGGCAGGAGGGCCGUGGCUGUUACCCACUCGACGAUCAUCUCUACUGCAGAGAGUGCAACGCCCGCCGCAUUCAGGAUCUCUCUAGGAAUAUUAACUAACUCUAUUACCCUGUAGCAUUGUUAUCUUUUGAUUUCGAAAGCAAACAUUUCGUGGCUAAUUGUGGCUCGGAAUUGUGUCACUGUACUUGUUAUGCUCAGAUCGCGUUUUAUAACUUUCGUGACGUUGAAAUAAUUAGUAGCAUGCUAUAGAUGUUCAUCCAUUCCGAAUGUAAUUAGAGUAAAUGGAAUACUACUAAUUGUUAGUGUGUCAAUAUUCAAAUCAUGUAUAAAUAAUAAAUAUUGAAGAUACACCUCGCGCUGUUUAGGUUGCAGUAACACCUAGAAUGUAAUUAAGUUAUGCCUUCUCAGUUUUAAUUUGUAUAUAAUUUAUUGGCGAUAUACUUAAGUGUGUAAGAAACUUAGAGUAAGUGAACAAUGUUGACUAAACAUUCCAUAAUGCAUUUAUUUGAUAGAAGGCUGUGUAGCUCUGACCAUUCAUGAUUAUUAUACAGUAUUAUAACUUUAAUUAGCGAUUUUGUGAUUGUAACUUAGAUUAUUGCGAUAUGUUUAGGAGGUGCAAGACAGACCAUUGUGUUGUACCUAACUACUUAUUAUAAUUGUGCUUUGUACACACUUGCCAAGUAGACAAGUAAUAUUUUGCAAUUAUGUAUAAUUAAGCACAUUCCGUAUUCAUGGUGUGCAAGUGUGUGCAAUGCUGUAUAAAUAGUGCCAUGUUUAUUGUGUAUAGUAUUAUUAUUAGGUUGUUGUCUAUUCAGUAUCAAACUAAAUAACUUUGUGCGAAGAUUUCGUGACUUAUUUGCAGUGUACUUAAUUUGUGUUUAUUAGUUAAUGAAGAAACAAUGGCAUGUACAUAAUAAUUAAUUACCGAUCACAUAUUUUCUGUAAGAAAGUAAGAGAUAAGACAAUUGAGAAUCUAUAAAGAAAAUCUCUAUUAGAUUAUAAGCAAUCCUAUUAUUACAAGACUACUAGACCCAUAAAGAUACCAGAAUAUGCAAAUUGAUUAGUGUCAAAUAUUUCUUUUAUGUUCUAAAUAAUCUCGAUCCAAAUAAAUUCUAAGACUUCCUAGAUAUUAUUUCAUGAUACCACCUAAAUAGUGAAUAUUUGUACGUUUUGAUAAAAUCCAACUUUUAUAUACGACAUAAUUUGUUUACGAAUUUUAAUAAAAUGUUUUAUUAAUUUAAUACUCAAUUCAGAUUGUAUCCUUGUAUUUUACUGGCGUAUUCUAUAAAUAAGCCUGUCAAAUGUUAAAUAUUAGAAAGUAGAAUGAAUUUUACAUGUAGUUGGACUU
This is a messenger RNA of Spodoptera frugiperda (fall armyworm), 2666 nucleotides long. Its product is annotated as lipoma-preferred partner homolog. The transcript has 3 exons. Gene Ontology annotation, biological process: cell-cell adhesion. Gene Ontology annotation, cellular component: focal adhesion; stress fiber. NCBI's taxonomy places the organism in Eukaryota, Metazoa, Arthropoda, Insecta, Lepidoptera, Noctuidae. The record is from RefSeq and is a predicted model, not a curated record. The coding region runs from base 149 to 1417 and encodes 422 amino acids.